GAUUCCAUUUUUAUAGUGGUGGAGUCUGUUAUUCUUGGUUUAAAUGAACAUACAAUUUGUUUAAAGAAGUAUAGAUGUUCUAAAAUAAUCUUCCUAAAAUCCCCAUGUGUUUCUCCAGGUGCUGAUUUAUUAAAGCUGACAAGAGAAGAUCUGGUACAAAUCUGUGGUCCAGCCGAUGGAAUUCGGCUAUACAAUGCACUGAAAUCCAGGUCUGUUAGGCCCCGUUUAACAAUCUAUGUCUGUCAAGAGCCAUUAAGGAGCAUGCAACUGGAAAGACAAGACGCAGGCAAUGGUGACAGCAGCAAUGGUGCAAUAUACGUUUAUCAUGCAAUCUACUUGGAAGAAAUGGCAGCCUCAGAAGUCACACGCAAGCUCGCUUUGGCAUUUAAUAUUCCUUUGCAUCAGAUCAACCAGGUUUACAGACAGGGUCCCACAGGUAUCCACAUUCUUGUUAGUGAUCAGAUGGUUCAAAACUUUCAAGAUGAGAGUUGUUUCUUAUUCACCACAAUAAAAGCUGAAAAUGGUGAAGGCUUCCAUAUAAUUUUGAAGUGAUGUCACACACUUGCUAGACUGAUACUCCAACACAGAAUGAAGUCCUGCCUAAAGAUUACGAAGAUCAUCCAAAACCUUAGGAUCUAACUUCACCGUAUAAGAUGUUUCAUAUUGAAAACACAAAAUGACCUUUCUAAUGAGCUGUUUGAUAGGUGAACUUUCUUAUCACUGCCAUAGCCAAGUGUCCUCAUGAGAGGUCUAAUGCCAUGACAGCUUACGUACAGGCAUGGAAGACAAUGUAAGCAAAGGUGCUUGCCCUUUACUGAAUCAAGGCAAAUUAUGGCCAGUAGAUACAGUUUCUAGAAGCGAAGCGCUGUUGCUUUUCUGCGAUCUGUAUCCAGUUGGAGAUGAAUGUAAACUCACUUUGGGGCAUUUACCUUUCUGUGCCAGUUUGUCUAUUACUUGCUUGUACCUUACGCUGGUUUUAUUUUUUGAUGUUAGCACAGCACAUGCUGAUCUGUGUGGAGAUGAGUUGUUUUGCUGAUAGUGAUCAGGUCGUUGGGUCUUUGAGAGUAAAGCUGUCAAAACAGCUUCCCGUGUAAAUUGUGUAUAAGAGUGUAUGUAAGAAGUGUAAAUGCCAGAACAGGGCUUUGAAGAAGCCCUAGACAGAUGCAAUAUAUGCAUGCAGCAAACUGCAUUAUCAAUAGUACCUUAUUGGAGGGAUUAAUAUAAAUCCUAUGGGGUACCAAGUAAUUGUGUUUUGCUUUAACAAAUUUAAUGGAGAAGAAUUGCCUAUGCAUCCUUUAUGUUUAGUUUCCUAGGUUCUCUGCGGAGCACUGCUGCAGUUUAACUCUUCGCUUGUAAAAUUGUGGGUUUAAAAAUACUAGCAGUGAGAGGUGGAUUGUUAUGACCUAGAGGGAUUAUGCUGCUGAGGGAAGAUGACCUACAGGCACCACGGGGCUGCGACAGCUUUCAGCAACAUCAAAUAAAUGGCUUAAGAAACACUAAAUGUAAUACACCAUUGUAGUCUCUCCCCAGCAGGUAAAUGCCUUGCUGUAGUUGCUGUUAUGGACAAGUAUCUUACCUUUUCUGUUGACUUUUCUUUGCCCUCUGCUCCAUACUGUACAGCUGUUACAGUGCCUCUUCCACAUGACCAAAUACUGACUUUUCUUUGAAACUGGCAAUGUGCUCUUUCACUAUUUUGGGUAUUUCUUGUCAAGACACGGCACAGCAUUUCCUAUGUUAACAGUAAGUUUCAACUGGUUGGGUACUCGGAGGGGCUCUUUCAAAAGGCAUUAAAUGACAGCUUUUGCACAGCUGUGGUGUUGUGCCUUUGGGAAGUUUCAUCUCUGGCUUAACAGCUUGGGAAGUUGCUUUUUUUGCUGCAGUGUUGGAUGUAAGCAACUACUACAGCAGGUAAAAAAAGCAACUUAGACUUGUUUUCAUGCCCUCUUUCAUAACUGGCUCAAGUGUUUAGCAGAAAAGCUUCUUAAAGCUGUAGCAUUUUGAAAAUUUAAAUUCAUCAAAGCUAGAGUUUCUUUCCUGUUUUUACUUUUUCUGCACUGAAAGUGACAUUUUAAGUACUUUUAAGCAUUUCUGCCUAUAAGUUGUUCAUCUUUGGGUAUUGUUUGGUCCUAGUAUUUUCUUGAACUGACACUCGUGUCUUUUCAGCUCACACCAUAUUCAAAUCCAAAUGUUUUAUAAAAGUGGAAAAAUCCUUGAUUGGAAAGUAUCCAAAUAUCUAAUUUUAAAGAAUAUUGAAAGUUGUACAGUAGUUUGUCCAGCUCACUUGAAAUUGGAAUUAAAUUAUGGCACCAGCAAAUUGCUUUUGUUUUUUAAUAAGAUGUACACAUUUCAAUUUAAGUAUAAUAAAUGUUUUUCAAUAAUUUUGUAAA
Molecule: messenger RNA, 2387 nt
Organism: Mesitornis unicolor (brown roatelo)
Lineage: Eukaryota; Metazoa; Chordata; Aves; Mesitornithiformes; Mesitornithidae
Product: upstream-binding protein 1-like
Exons: 5
Biological process (GO): regulation of transcription by RNA polymerase II
Cellular component (GO): nucleus
Molecular function (GO): DNA-binding transcription activator activity, RNA polymerase II-specific; RNA polymerase II cis-regulatory region sequence-specific DNA binding
Source: RefSeq, a predicted model, not a curated record